UUUCAAACUUGAUCGUUAUUCAGUGUUGUAGAAGGAAGCGUGUUUUAACGAUUGCUAGUUGGCUAGUAUCAUUCCAGGCAGAAUUAGCUAGUUGCAGUUAACAUAAGGUUUUUAACAAACUAACUCCGUAACAUGUAGCUAUCUUGCUAGCUAUUAGCUGCUGCUGUUUGUUUAAUUUGAAAUGGCUGAAACGGAAAAUUCAACACGGAGAGGAUUUCUGGACUUCAGUCCAGUAAAGAGAGAAGACUCUAACAAGGAGAACGAUGUUCCCGUUUUGAUUUUGACCCUGUUUUCAAAGGCUCCUUUCCUGUCAUUUGGAACCGUAAAGUUGGGCACCUCCAAGUCUGUUGUUCUGCGUCUUGAGAACCCUACAGAAGAUGCCGAAGCGCAGGUUACUGUUGAAAAGGUCCCGUCAAGCAAAGGCUUCUCUGUGGACCACAACACGUUCACGAUACAGCCUGAGGACUCAUUCAAUUUGACAGUAACCUGGACUCCAACAGAAGAAGGGGGGAUCAGAGAGCUCGUCAUCUUUAACGCAAAUGGGAUCCUCAAACACCAGGCUGUACUGCUUGGGAGAGCAGAAGCACCCAAAAAGAAAAAGAAAAGCUUAUGGGACACAAUCAAAAACAAAAGGGAGGGUGAAAAAGUAGCAGUGCCCAGGAGAAAGAAACCCGAACAGCCGCUGAAGAUGGCUGCCAAUAAAACUUUCCAAGUGUCCCGAAAGUCACAGUACAAACGAGAAAAGCAACGCAGCCCACUUGCUUCUCUCAAUAAGGGCAAAGCUGUCAGAGAGAGGUCCCUUUCCAAGGACUCUCCUGUUGACGAUUACUCUCCGAAUGUAGAGGAGAGGAUGGUCUUGAGUUCCGCGCUGAGGCAACGAUCUCUGGGCUUGUCAGACCAGGAGAAUAUCCAUCACGUCCAGAGAAACUCUCCCCUUGCCCUGCUCCCACCAACUAUAGUGCUGACGGACUCUGGCAACAUGUCUGCAAGCCCAGAUGCUUUGGUAGGCAUUCUGGAAAACAAAGAUCUUGCCAAAAUGCUCAACCGGACGCUGUCACCUAUAGGGACACCAGAGAUGUUUAAGAAGCUCAUGCCGCGUAUUCAGUCAGAUAGCCCACUCUUUGCCACUGUGAAGUCAGUGGCUGAUGAUGCUGACCGUGUGUUGACUGGAACCCCGGUGCCAUCGCUGAAAGAUGCACUGGCCCUCAUUGACUCUGAUCUGAGCCACAUUAACACCAGUCCUCGAGACACGAGUUUGAGCGGUGGCUUUUCAGACUCGCUGGAAUCCAAGAGUGGGAGUCCCGGCUUUGGCACUGAAAUAAAUGCCCGUAAGGCAUUACCUGAGCCCAGUGAGCCAAGACUUACUUUCUUUGUCAGCAAAAAGGUUGCAAGUGAGAAUGUUGUUGUUUCCGAUUCCAAUAAUGCUGGGGUCAGAAAGGCCUCCUUUACCUCUGCCACAGUGACCAAGAGCAAAGCACCAGUGAAGGCAGACCUUUCAAGUGAGAGGAAAAUAAAGAAGUCAAGGCGAAGGCUCUUAGAAAAAACACUGGAGCUGUCUGACGGCGUCAUUCAGUGUGAGCCUGGACUAGGCACUCCCAACCUUCCUGUUAUAGACCCAGACAGAGAAACCAAGAACUGGGAAAGCUCAGAAGCUGCCAGCUCCCUGUGUGUUGAUAGACACCAUGCCCAGGAGUUUACCUCCUGCAGCCCAACUUUACAACUUGACAGCUCACCUACAACCAUCUUCUUCCCCGUCACCUCCCCUCCGUCCGUGGCCCCCGGUCGCUUCUCUUUCCCAGCCACUUCCUCACCUCAUGCAGCUCCUGCUUCCAUCGCUUUAACUGUCACCUCUCUGUCCCCCCUGGGCUCAUCUUCUCCACACAUGUCUCCAACUCUGACGGUACCUCCGUCCCCUCAGGAAGACUCCUUUCCAAUUCACAUGGCAGUGAAGAGCAAGAAGAGGAAGAGUGAGGAGUAUUUGAAAAGUGAUGCGAAGAUUGUGGAUGCUGGGAAGGCUGAGCGUGUCAAAAGGAGCAGAGGGGUAGCUGGAAAAACGGAGCCCCCAAGAUCGAUCCAGGAGAGGAGAAGUGCAUCACAGAGGCAACAGCCAAGAACAGCAGGCUCUGUGCGAUCAAUGACAACCUUAUCUCUAAGGACUGCAAGGUCUGUGGUUCCUGCCCAAGCAAAGCCAUCCAGCUCCAAGCUCUCCUCACGAGGUGCCCGGUCAGCUGUAGUUGCUGUAGCCCAGUCAAAGCUGACCUUCAUUAAGCCGGUGCAAACAGCCAUACCGAGGCACCCGAUGCCGUUUGCAGCCACCAACAUGUUCUAUGAUGAGAGGUGGAUUGAGAAGCAGCAGAGGGGUUUCACAUGGUGGAUCAAUUACGUUCUCACCCCAGAUGACUUUAAAGUCAACACUGAAGUCGCUCAUGUGAAUGCUGUGUCCCUCGCCAUGGGCAGUGAUGACAAGUACAGUGGGCCUAAAGCUCCCACCAAAGAGGAGAUGUCUUUCAGCACAUACACGGCCCGGCGGAAGCUGAACCGCCUCCGUCGUUCUGCCUGCCAGCUGUUCACUUCUGAGGCCAUGGUCAAGGCUAUUCAGAGGCUUGAACUGGAGGUGGAGGCCAAGAGGCUGCUCGUCCGUAAAGACCGCCAUCUUUGGAAGGACAUUGGUGAACGACGAAAAGUCCUCAACUGGCUUCUUUCAUACAAUCUGCUGUGGUUACGCAUUGGGCUUGAGACAAUCUACGGAGAGUUGAUCUCGCUGGAGAGCAACAGUGAUGCCUUAGGUCUGGCUAUGUUCAUCCUCCAGCGGCUGCUCUGGAACCCCGACAUCGCUGCUCAGUACAGACACGCCAAAGUGCCUAACCUAUACAAAGAUGGCCACGAGGAGGCACUGUCUCGCUUCACUCUGAAGAAGCUGCUCCUGCUGGUGUGUUUCCUGGACAAAUGCAAACAGUCCCGGCUGAUUGAGCACGACCCCUGUCUGUUCUGCUUGGACGCAGAGUUCAAGACAAGUAAAGACCUGCUCCUGGCCUUCUCGAGGGACUUCCUGAGUGGAGAGGGGAUCCUCCCCCGGCACCUCGGCUACCUGGGGUUACCCGUCUCCCACGCUCAGACGCCCCUGGACGAGUUCAACUUUGCUGUGAAGAAUCUGGCAGUUGACUUGAAAUGCGGCAUUCGUCUUGUGCGUGUGAUGGAGCUCCUCAUCCAGGAGUGGAGUUUGUCAGCCAAGCUCCGUCUGCCAGCCAUCAGCCGUCUGCAGAAGGUCCACAACGUAGACAUUGCUUUGCAAGUGCUCAAAAGUAAAGGGGUCGACCUCAAGGAUGAACACGGCUCCAUCAUCGAUUCCAGAGACAUUGUGGAUGGACACCGAGAGAAGACACUAAGCCUCUUGUGGAAAAUCAUCUUUGCGUUUCAUGUGGAGGUGAUUUUGGAGGAGGAUCAGCUGAGAGAGGAAAUUGGCUUCCUGAAGAAAACCUUGAGGACCAAACGGAGGCUGGCGUCUCUGAGGGCCGACCGGGGCCUUCAGCCAAGUCCCACAAAGACCAGGGUCCUGUAUGAACACAGCAGCACUAAGAUUACCCUGCUGAUGGACUGGGCCCGCGCUGUGUGUGACUUCUACAAUCUUAAGGUGGAGAACUUCACAGUGACGUUCUCGGAUGGCCGCGUCCUCUGCUACCUUAUCCACCACUACCACCCCUGUCUCCUCCCAGAGAGGGCUGUCAGUCACAGCACCACCCAGACUGUUGAGUGCUCACCGAGGGGUCGCCUUGAGCUCGACUGCUCAGCCAGCGACUCUGACAACUCCUUUGACUCUUUGCCGAAAGCCUUGAACGGCCCAGAUUCAGUGGAAUUUAAAGAGCUACUGGAGAAUGAGAAAAACAACUUCAGACUGGUCAACACGGCUGUGUCUUUCCUGGGUGGAGUUCCUGCCAUGAUCAACCCAGCUGACAUGUCCAACACGAUCCCCAAUGAGAAGGUUGUGAUGUCCUACCUGUCCUUCUUGUGUGCUCGUCUUCUGGACCUACGGAACGAAACCAGAGCAGCUCGGGUCAUACAGGGCGCCUGGAGGAGAUACAGAUUAAAGAAGGAUCUGCAGCUCUACAAGGAGAGAAACAAGGCCGCUGUGAAACUCCAGUUAGUUGUGAGGAGUUUUCUCCAGAAGCGCAGAGCUAAGAGGCAGAAUCAAGCUGCCGUUGUCAUCCAAUCAGUCUGGAGGUGUUAUGUAGCCCGCAACAGGUUGAGGCUAAAAAAACAGGCUAAACUUUGGGCUCUGCAGCAUGAAUCAGCAACUGUCAUCCAGGCUCAGUGGAGGAUGUUUUUGGCCAGGAGGGCUUACCAACUCCUUAGAUACUACGCCAUUGUUGUCCAAGCACAAUGGCGAAUGAAGAGGGCAUCCGCUGCUUAUGGAAGAAUCUAUUGGGCGGCAACUGUCAUUCAGAAGAACUCGCGAGCAUGGGCUCUGGCAAAAAGAGAUCGGGAACAUUAUCUCUCCCUUAGAGCAGCACUGGUGAAAAUACAAAGGGGGUACAGAAGAUGGAAAACCCAGAAAACAGAAACGGAAAACUGUGCUGCCAAAGUGAUACAAGCUGCAUUCAAGAAAUGGUAUGACGAGAAAAUGGCUAAAAGAACUGCUACCGCUUUGAGGAUUCAGUCCUGGUAUAGAAUGCAGAGGUGUGUCCAUCAAUACAGAAAGAUCCUGAAAAGCACUGUGCUCAUUCAAGCGCAGUACAGAGGUCAUGCACAGAGGCGCUGCUUUCAAAUGUUAAAACUGCAGCACCACUCAGCUAUUGACAUUCAGAGUGCGUUCAGAGGACAUGCUGUCAGAAAACAGGUGGCGAAGAUGAGAUGCGCUGUCGUCCUAAUCCAGCGCUGGUUCAGGGCCUCUGUAGAAAGAGACGUUGAAAGGCAAAUGUUUGUGAGGAUGAAAUGGGCUGCCAUUACCAUACAAGCAGCUUAUCGUGGAAAAAUGGCUCGGGAGUCACUCAAUAAACAGCACCAGGCAGCAACAGUAAUCCAGGCAGUUUUUCGGAAGUAUGCUGCCCAAAGGCGCUACCUUGUGCUGAGAAAAGCUGCAACUGUGAUACAACAAAGGUUCAGAGCCACAAUUUUGGCCCUUAAAACAAAACAGGAUUAUGAUGCUCUUAGGAAUGCUGCACUUGUCACACAAGCUAACUGGAGAGGCAGAGCCGACAGGAAGAGGAUAGGGAGGCAACAUCAGUGUGCUACACUGAUACAAGCUCACUACCGGGGGCACAAAGCACAAGCAGAAUACAGGUCCAAGAAGGCCUGUGCUGUUGUCAUACAGCGUCACUACAGAGCUUAUGUGGCAGGAAUAGAGAUGAGGAAAGUGUAUGAGCACUUAAGAGCAGCCUGUGUUACACUCCAAGCUGGAUUCAGAGGCAUGAGAGUUAGGACAGAGCUGAAGAAAAGUCACUGGGCAGCAACUGUUAUUCAGGCUUCAGUUAGGAUGUUUUUAUGUCGGAAACAAUAUUUCUUCCUACAAAGUGCAGUGAUUAUCAUCCAAAGCCGAUACAGAGCUCUUCUUCUCUGCAGGGCACAACAAAAAGAAUACAGAAAGCUAAAGCAGGCCGCCAUAAAGAUACAAGCUGUCUACCGGGGAUUUAGAGUGAGAGAUGACCUAAAGAAGAAGCACAACUCUGCAAGAGCAAUUCAAGCUCAGUUCAGGAUGCACAGAAUGCGUAUGGCUUACCUUGCCACCAAGUGUGCUGCCAUAAUUAUUCAGGAACGCUACAGGGCCAGAAUGCUCAGGGAUCAACAGUUGCAGAGUUACAGGACCAUGAAAUCUGCAGCUUUAGUCAUCCAGGCAGCAUAUCGUGGCCACGGGGCCAGGAGGAAGAUUGUAGAGAUGCACCGAGCUGCUACAAUCAUUCAGAGAAGGCUUCUCACCAUUCGGGAUAGAAACAUGUUCCUAGCUCUCAAGGCAGCUGCGUUGGUUUGUCAGCAGAGGUACAGAGCAGUAACUCUGGCAAGAAAAGAUCGUUUGGACUAUCUGUCAAAGUGCAGCGCAGUCAUUUGUCUGCAGGCAGCCUAUAGAGGAUGUAAAAUCAGAAAGCAGUUGCGCAUCCAGCACAUGGCAGCUGUAACAAUUCAGUCUCACUUCCGAAAGUACCAGCUGAGGACCUACUACUCAAAGCUUCACAGGACUGCCAGUAUUUUGCAAGCACGUUACAGAGCCAACAAGAAAAUGAGAGAGGAAAUGCAAGCCCUGCGUGCCAUGAGAUAUGCUGCUGUUGUCUUACAAGCUGCCUUCCGAGGAAUGAAAUCCCGUGAAAUUAUUAAACAAAGCCAUCAAGCUGCCCGUGUUAUUCAGAGAGGUUACAGAACAUACAGUGAACACAAACAGUAUCUGACUUUGAAAUCCUCCGUCAUCACCAUUCAGCGGAGGUAUCGGGCCACUGUAGCCGCAAAGGAGCAAAUGCAAAAAUACCAAAAAAUGCGCAGUGCUGCUGUUGUCCUCCAGGCAGCAUACAGAGGCCAGCAGGUCAGAAAGGAGGUUGCUCGAUGUCAUCAGGCUGCCACCGUGAUCCAGUCUGCAUUCAGAAAGCACAGAGAAGAGGUCAAAUUCCAGGCCAUGCGUCUUUCUGCCAUUAUCAUCCAGAGAUAUUAUCGUGCCUGUAUUCUUCAGAGGCAAGAAAGGGAAAGGUUCCUAAAAAUGAGACGUUUUGCCAUCAUUCUUCAGGCAGCUUUCAGAGGUCAUCAAGUGCGAAUCAACAUUGCCAAGAUGCACAUGGCAGCCACUGUCAUCCAAGCAAAUGUCAAGAGACAUAAACAGCAGUCAGCCUUCAGGAAGCAACGCUGGGCAGCCUUGGUCUUUCAGCAGAGGUUUAGAGCUCAGAGACAGAAAAAAAUUGAGGUAAAACAUUAUCAACAGCUCAGAAAAGCUGCUAGCACGUUACAGGUUGCAUAUCGUGCAAUGAAAUUAAGGCAGCACAUUAAACAAAGGCACCAGGCUGCCCAUGUUAUCCAGAGAGGUUACAGAACAUACAGUGAACACAAGCAGUAUCUGACUUUGAAAUCCUCCGUCAUCACCAUUCAGCGGAGGUAUCGGGCCACUGAAGUCGCAAAGGAGCAAAUGCAAAAUUACCAAAAAAUGCGCAGUGCUGCUGUUGUCCUCCAGGCAGCAUACAGAGGCCAGCAGGUCAGAAAGGAGGUCGCUCGAUGUCAUCAGGCUGCCACCAUGAUCCAGUCUGCAUUCAGAAAGCACAGAGAAGAGGUCAAAUUCCAGGCCAUGCGUCUUUCUGCCAUUAUCAUCCAGAGAUACUAUCGCGCCUGUAUACUUCAGAGGCAAGAAAGGGAAAGGUUCCUAAAAAUGAGACAUUCUGCCAUCAUUCUUCAGGCAGCUUUCAGAGGUCAUCGAGUGCGAACCAACAUUGCCAAGAUGCACAGGGCAGCUACUGUCAUCCAAGCAAAUGUCAAGAGACAUAAACAUCAGUCAGCCUUCAUGAAGCAACGCUGGGCAGCCUUGGUCUUACAGCAGAGGUUUAGAGCUCAGAGACAGAGAAAGAUUGCGGUAAAACAUUAUCAGGAGGGUAGGAAAGCGGUCAUCAAACUCCAAGCUGCUUUCCGUGGUAUGAAAUCCAGGAGAAUCCUCAAACAAAGGCAUCAUGCUGCCAGCGUUAUCCAGAGAGGUUACAGAGGCUUCUUUGAACGCAAGGAGUAUCUGAAAAUGAAAUUGUCUGUGCUUACGAUUCAGAAAAAAUAUCGGUCAACUGUUGCAGCUAAAGCACAAAGAAGUCAAUAUCUGGAAAUGCGCAGCGCAGCCAUCAUUGUCCAGGCAGCAUACAGAGGCCAGCAGGUCAGAAAGGAGGUUGCCCGUUGGCAACAGGCUGCCACCGUGAUCCAGUCUGCAUUCAGAAAGCACAGAGAGGAAGUCAAAUUCCAGGCCAUGCGCCUGUCCGCCAUUAUAAUCCAGAGAUACUGUCGCGCCUGUAUUCUUCAGAAACAAGAAAGAGAAAAGUUCCUUAAAAUAAAGCAAUCCACCAUCACCCUUCAGGCAGCAUUUAGGGGCUGGUGUGUCAGGAGGGACAUAAGCCAACAAAAUGAAGCUGCCAUUGUGAUACAGUCAUGCUGGAGAGGCUUAGUGCAGAGGCGCAUCUUCCAAAGAAAGCAUGAGACAACUGUGAAACUUCAGCGGAGGGUCCGGGCGUUGCAGCUCGGCAGGUUGGAGAGGAACAACUACACUCUAAUCAGGAAAGCUGCCAUUGCACUUCAGACACACUGCAGAGGCUGGAUUGCAAGACGACAGGUACUAGAAAGAGCCAAGGCAGAGAGCAGGCUCCGUUUUACAUCGGCCAUCUUCCACCAUCUCUGUGCCAUAAAGAUCCAGCGAGCUCUGAGAGCUCACUGGGCUUUGGAGUCGGCCAAAAGACAAAUCCAUUCUGUCAUCAGCUUACAGCGAUGGGUGAGAGCGAGGCAGCAGAGAAGACGGUAUCUGGAAGACAGGAGGAAGGUGGUCAUAGCUCAGAGAGCGGUCAAGCGCUGGUUAGCUCGUCGCCACAAGGUGGCGUCUGUCAUCCAACAAGCCGUCCGCAAAUUCCUCCUUCUCAGGCGCCAGAAGAGGGUUCAACAGGGUAUUGUAAAAGCUCAGGCUCUGUGGAGAGGACACUCCUCCCGUCAACUGAAUGACAAUGCCAAGGUGGUGAAGUUGAGACACCGCCUACGCAAAGUCUCUGCCGGCGUCAAAGAGGAGGACAAACUAUGCAACAAGACCUCGUCUGCUCUUGAAUACCUUCUUCGAUACAAACACUUCUCUUACAUCCUAGAGGCCCUGAGAAACCUGGAGACCAGCACCAGACUGUCCCCAGAGUGCUGUGAGCGUCUGGUAGAGAGCGGGGCCACCAACGUCAUCUUCACACUCAUCCGCUCCUGCAACAGGAGUGUCCCCUGCAUGGACAUCAUCACCUACUCUAUCCAGAUCCUGCUCAACCUCUCCAAGUACCACAAGACCAUUGAGGCGGUGUAUUUGGUGGAGAACUCUGUGGAGAUGCUACUGGACCUGCUGCAGAGAUACCGGGAGAAGGCUGGGGAUAAAGUGGCAGAAAAGGGCGGCAGCAUCUUCACCAAGGCCUGCUUCCUUCUUGCUCUCCUCCUGCAAGACAAGCACCGUGCUGUGGAGGUUAUGAAGCUACCCAAGGCCUUGGAUAGGAUACACAGUAUUUACCGCCUCACUGCUCGCAAAAACAAGAUGGACACCGAAAGAAAUGUUAUGAAACAGAAGAUGAAUGCAUCAGUCAAUGGGAGCUUCGCUGUUCCCGCAACACCUUGUAAAUCCCGCCCUGUGCCAAAAUUUGCACCAGAGUGGGUUCUCCGAAAGAACACACUCCGAGACAUCGUGGACCCUCUUCGGGCCAUUACACUGGUUGCUAACACACUCUCCAUUGUGUUGUAAAUGAAAACAUUUUCAAAACUUUCUUCUUAUCUCAAAUUUUUUUUUUUUUUACUUCAGAGAAUAUUUUACAAUGUAUUGUUUAAGGUUUUUUUAAAAAUCAUUUCCAUAUUUUUGUAUGUGUGUGUG
Messenger RNA from Etheostoma cragini (Arkansas darter), 9538 nucleotides. It is a transcript of the gene aspm, whose product is annotated as assembly factor for spindle microtubules. The transcript is spliced from 27 exons. Bases 182 to 9412 code for a protein of 3076 amino acids. The record is from RefSeq and is a predicted model, not a curated record. Gene Ontology annotation, molecular function: protein binding. NCBI's taxonomy places the organism in Eukaryota, Metazoa, Chordata, Actinopteri, Perciformes, Percidae.